CCCCAGGAAGUGCAGAGCCAGGCAUUAACCAAAUCUCUCUAAGAAUAACCCUGGGCCAUGCAGGGGCUCCGUGCUGCAGCUCAAGGGGCCAUGGCUGGAGCCCAGGGGGAGUAGCCACUGCUGGAGAGCCAGAUCCAUGGAUGGGCCACGAGCAGGGCAGGAUGCCAUGAAGAACUGCACUGACCAGGAGUACUGGGACACCCUCGUUUCCCAGUGCAUCCCCUGCAGCCUGGCCUGCAGGCAGUCCCUGGCCAGGAAGUGUGAUGCUGUGUGUGAGUCCAUGGACUGCAACAAGAGGCCGGGAUUUUACUACGAUGAUCUGGUGAAGACCUGCAUCAGGUGCAGCUCGGUGUGCGGGCAGCACCCCCGGGAAUGCGCCCCGUCCUGCGAGCCCACGCCCGCGGCCGUGCUGGAGCAGAAGGCGUGCGCGGAGCAGGAGCCGUGGCUGGCGCUGUGGCUGCUGCUGGGGCUCUGCCUCUGCAGCCUCGUCUGCUCCCUGCUCCUGGGCUGGACUCACCUGCGCAGGAGGGGAGAGCCCGGCUCCUGCCAGCCCAGCGCCGGCACCUGCCACUGCAGGGAGGACCCUGCCAAAGAGCUGUGUUCACUGCUGGCAGGUAACAGAACACACCCCACCGUGAGCCUGCAUGGCUGCACCACUCUUUGUUUCCAGUCAUUUCUGCAAAUGCCUCCUCCCAACAGACCCAGCUGUGCCGAUAGAAAAUGUACCUCAAAAUAAACAAGUCAAGCCCAAACUGCUGCCCUGGAUGAGGAGCUGUCACUGCUGGCUGUCAGCACAUCAGGGAGCCUUUGCCUCACCCUCCCUUCGGCUGUUCCGUGGCCGGCGUUUUCCUGCAGGCGAUGCUGAGGGAGUUCCCGGAGGAACCUCCCGGGAAUAAUUCCGUGCAGGAGCUGCGGGGCUGCUGCUGGAGGGAUGGAGGGGAAGAGAGAGGGCUGUGUUUGAGAGAAAGCAGCAGGAGCCAGCAGCUGCUCUUCCAUUUUUAUAGGAAAAGGGAAAAUGCUGUCCCCUCCUCUCGGAACCGGCGUGGAUUUACUGCUGCUGGAAAUAGAACCUGGUGUGAUUCGGGCAGGGACACGGGGGGUGGGCUGGUAGGCUGGAAAGGGGGGAAGAAAAGAAUAAUAGACCUUUUAAUACGCUAAGAAUUCUGCUUUUGAAACCAGACAGAGAGCCUUGAAAGCUCCCCCCGAGAACCAUCUGCGCCGGUGCAGCCGCACAGAGCAGAACCCUCUCCACCAGAUGGGCGGGGAGGAAAAAUUAAGGGUGAUUUAUACGGCUGCCUCGUCCCUAAACAAUUUGUUCCUGAAGGCUUAACAAAGCCGGCUGCAGCAGCUCCGCCGGCUGAGCGUGUGCUGUGGAAAACAGAAUUCAUUAAAAGGGCAGCCAAAGGCUCAGAGCUCGGCGCCACAAAGCGAAGGCAGCGCCGGAGUCAUCCUCAUCCUCCUCCUCCUCCUCCUCCUCCUCGGCGGCGCCCGCCGCGGGGUGGCAGUCCCGGUCCGGCCGGGAUGCAGCGCAGCAGCGCUGGGGAUGACGAGAGCUGGCUCCUGCCUUGCUCCGCAAGCUGCUGCAUUAUUAAACAGCAGCAGAAAGCAUCCGCACGCUGCCGUGCUCGCCCGGGGAAGGAGGGGCCCCUCUCCUGCAGCUCCUGCUCCAGCGCAGGAAUGCUCGGCUCAAAGCGGGCGGCACCGAGCACAAAUGGAAAUUAAAUUGUCACACGGGCAGGGAACGCGAUGGCAUCGGCAGCGCCGGGGCACCCCCGCACCACACCCAAGCUCCUGGUCUGGCUCGAGAUGUUCUGCUUGUCCUUUCCUCCUCCGUGCCCUGCCACAGAUGUACAAAACCUCCUCGUACUGUUCCAGUCUGUGUCCAAAUCAGAAGAAUUCCACCGGUUCAGCUGCUCCUGUAAGAUGGUCAUUUAAAACCCAAACACACUCAAUUCUCUUAUUUUCCUGUUUAUCAGACUGUGUUAGACACCUGCAACUCAUUCCUGGAGCACAGAAUGAAAGGCUUAGAUCCCUUCCUGCCUUUCCACACUGGCAAAGCUGAGGAAUGCCUGGCUGGGGAUUUAUGCAGAGGUUAAAGAUCAGAGCAGCUGUGGCUGCCCCUGGAUCCCUGGAAGUGUCCAGGGCCAGGCUGGACGGGGCUUGGAACAACCUGGGAUAGUGGAAGGUGUCCCUGCCAUGGCAGGGGCUGGAACAAGAUGAUCCUGAAAAUCCAACCCAGACCAUUCUGUGGCUUUUGGUGUGACACCAGUUCACACAGUGCCCAGCUGACACUUCACCCUCUCCCCACGGGAGAACAAAGCUGGUUUUGCUCUUCCAGGCUGUGAUUCUACCCCCAGCCCAAGCUCCUGAGAGUGAGAUCCAGCACGAGCAGCUCCUGCUGGUACCUCGCACAGCGACAGAGGGGGAGGAAAGGCCCCGGAGCUGAGCUGAGAACACCAACACACAAACUGUGCCACUGCAGGAGGAGAAGAGCACGUGAAGAGUUAAUCCAUGUGGGAGGAUACAAGGAACCAAUACCAGCCUAGCACAUACCAGGAAAAUGUGUUGUUUACUUAGAGCACUGCAGAAGGGCUCAAUAGCAGCAGAUCCAUCCCUCAAAGCUGCCCCGGCAGCGACCAUUCCCAACAGAUGGUACAUUUUUCACCACUGAGGUUCUCUCAAGUGUCAGAUAUAUAUAAAUCCACCUUUGGAAAGCAGCAGGGGGGAAAAAAACCAAACCAAAACCAGCAACAACAAAAUAAGCGCUUUUGAGAAAUUCAAACUUAUUCACAAGAUUUAAAAAAAACCCAACAAAACAAAACCAAAAAGAACCAAGACCACUCUUACAGUAUAAACACACCAAUUCAUUCAUUUUUACUGAUGGUUGCAUUUAUGAAUUUCAUUCUCGUGAAAAAAGGGAAUAAAAGGAAAAAAAUUAAGAAAAUAGCUAUUUAUAGAAAACAAAACAAAAAAGGGCUCAAACAACAGAAUCUGUGCUGAUGCUUUUGGAUGAGCAGUCCGAUGGCAUUGAACAUUACCUGUGCAAGCAGGCAUGCUUGAAAACCUGUCUGAGUACUGCAGCUUCAGUCCCACAAUCCAGGAUUUCUUUUAUGGUUGUUGGAAAAAAAAGAGCCUAAUAGUUUCAUACUGUAUUUAUUUAAUAACUAAAAUUCACAAAUAAAAAGAUACUUGCAAAGUC
This is a messenger RNA of Haemorhous mexicanus (house finch), 3199 nucleotides long. It is a transcript of the gene TNFRSF13B, whose product is annotated as TNF receptor superfamily member 13B. Bases 137 to 736 code for a protein of 199 amino acids. The record is from RefSeq and is a predicted model, not a curated record. The transcript is spliced from 5 exons. Lineage: Eukaryota; Metazoa; Chordata; Aves; Passeriformes; Fringillidae. Gene Ontology annotation, molecular function: protein binding. Gene Ontology annotation, cellular component: plasma membrane.